AAACCACAUCUUUGCCAUCGAAGAAGACACACACACACGCUAACAAAUUAACAAUCCUCUCUGUAGUAUAUAAAAAACUAAAACUAUCUUCACCAUCUCAAAUCAUCUCUCUUUUUACAGUUAUACCCUUCUUCUUCCCCAACUCUCUCAUUUUCUCAGAAAUCACCAUGGAAGUCGCUGUCCUUCAUCCUCGUGAUUGUCUAAACGAUCUCUUCUCCACAAACAACAACGUUCCCACUCCUCACCGUCAGAAAAAACCGGUAAGAAAUCGCCGUCGCCGGAGUCCGCCACGUCAUCAAACCACGAUCCCUCCUCCUUCUCGUCCUCUGAACCACGCAAAUCCUGUGAGAAUUUUGAAGCGCGGCAACAACGUUAAGAUACCAGAUCUAGCGGUUGAAAAGCCAGAUCUGAAAUCUAACCGUCGGACCGGGACAGAUCCGGUUAUGAUAUCGACUCCGAUCAGAGUUUCUACGAAUCGGAACUCGACGCCGGCUUUGUUUUACGCUGGUCCAGUAACAUCGACAUCUCCGCCGCCGAGUGAAGUCCCUUUACCGGCGUUCUUCGCUAAGAAAAGCGUCUCUGUGUUCAAACCAACCGAUGCAACCAACGAUCUCAUCAGAAUCCUACGCCUAGAUAUCGCGUGAUUCAUUUCUGAUUUCUUCCCUCUGAUCGUUCAAAUAAACAGGUCCGAUCUCGCAUCAUCCGGAAGUUAGAAGAUGCAGAGACAUCUUCGUAAUGGAAAAAAUUUCGAAUUCUUCUCUUAUUUUUUCAAGGGGAAAGAUCGAAAUUAUCUUCUUCUUCAACAAGUCUUUAAGUUUCACUUCUAGGGUUUAGUAUUGUAGUAUAUGUGAAUAGGCUUUUCGCAUUUCUUUUAAGUCUAUUUUGAAUAAUGGGUUGUCUUCAGAGUUUCAUAAUGAUCUGUUAAGUGUGAUUUCAGGUUUUAAGAAAAGAUGUGGUUUUUACUGUCCAGUGGUAUCCGAUGUUAUAUGUAAUCGUUUGUUAGUGAAGAAGGUAUAUCAGACUUCAUAGAUUUGCAGUUUGUUCAA
Messenger RNA from Camelina sativa (false flax), 1046 nucleotides. RefSeq lists its product as uncharacterized. NCBI's taxonomy places the organism in Eukaryota, Viridiplantae, Streptophyta, Magnoliopsida, Brassicales, Brassicaceae. The record is from RefSeq and is a predicted model, not a curated record.